AUGCACGCAACCAUCUACACAGGGCUUCUCUGCACCCUAGCAGCACCCGCCAUGGGUGUAGUCUGGGAGAGUCUGACUGCUGGAGUACCAGCCAGUUGGACUCUUCAAGAGACACCCUCAUCAGACUCAACAAUGGCCCUGUCUAUCGCAUUGAGCCGCCAAAAUCUAGACCAACUAGAGUCGACAUUGACGAAGCUGUCAACGCCCGGCGAGGCUGAGUACGGCCAAUGGCUUGAAAAGCACGAGAUCGACGCGCAAUUCCCAGUCGUGGAUGAUUCCUCCGUCGUGCAGUGGCUAAAGAGCGCCGGAAUCUCCAAUUUCGCUCGUGAUGGCGCCCUCCUCAACUUCACGGGUAGUGUUGAGACCGUGAGCGGCCUUCUCAACGCUAGCUUUGCGUACUACCAGAAUGGGGAAUCGAUCAAGUUGCGCACGACGGAGUAUUCCAUCCCGGACGAUCUGACCGAGUAUAUCGAUCUGAUCUCACCGACUGUUUUCUUUGGCAAGACUCGCAGUGCUAUCCCCGUUCCAUCGUCUGCGCAGAGUGCUCAGAUUGAGCGCAGGGCUUCCUCCACGGAGAUCUCCCCCGCUUGUCAGACUUCUAUUACGCCUUCGUGUUUGAAGGAGAUGUAUAACAUUGGUGACUAUACGCCCGAGCCUGCGGCUGGUAGUCGUGUUGCAUUUGGAAGUUUCUUGAAUCAAUCUGCCCAAUACUCUGACCUGGCAGCGUUUGAGUCGAAAUUCGGUAUUCCGUCGCAAAGUUUCACUGUGGAGUUGAUCAACGGUGGCGUGAAUAACCAGAGUGCCAGCAAGAGUGAUAUUGGAGAGGCGAAUCUGGAUGUGCAACUGAUUGUUGCUGUUUCGCAUCCUUUGCCUGUCCAUGAGUUUAUUACUGGCGGUGUUGCGCCUUUUAUUCCGGAUGCCGAUGAGCCUACCGAGGCCGAUGACGAGAACGAGCCCUAUCUGAUUUUCCAUGAGUACUUGCUCUCUAAGACCAAUGCCGAGCUGCCUCAGGUUAUUUCGACCUCAUACGGUGAUGAUGAACAGACCGUCCCUGAGAAGUAUGCCAAACGCGUCUGCAAUCUCAUCGGCCUGAACACCCUACGCGGGCUGACCAUUAUUCAUUCUUCCGGCGACGAAGGUGUCGGCUCAGCUUGCCAGGCCAUCGACGGCGUCACUCCCCAAUUCAACCCAAUCUUCCCUGCCACUUGCCCCUACGUGACGGCAGUAGGAGGCACAUCAGACGUGAGCCCCGAAGUCGCCUGGAACGCCUCGUCCGGCGGAUUCUCCAACUACUUCUCUCGAGCUUGGUACCAGGACUCUGCUGUCAAGACGUACCUGAAGAAACACGUCACAAAAGAAACGAAGGAGUAUUACUCCAAGUACGCCGACUUUGAGGGUCGUGGAUUCCCGGAUGUUUCCGCUCACAGUUUAUACCCUGACUACCAAGUCUUUGCCGCCGGCAAGACUGUCGCCACGGGUGGAACAUCCGCCGCGGCACCUACAUUUGCUGGCAUAGUCGCACUCCUGAAUGAUGCCCGUCUGCGCGCUGGAAAGCCUGUCCUGGGCUUCUUGAACCCGUUCUUGUAUUCGAAGGGUUAUAAGGCGCUGAAUGAUAUCACUGGUGGUGCUUCAUACGGUUGUGGUGGUAUCGAUCCCCAGAGUGAAGCGGCUGUCUCUGGAAGUUUGAUCAUUCCUGGUGCGCAUUGGAAUGCUACUGAAGGGUGGGAUCCGGUUACUGGACUUGGGACACCUAACUUCCAGGAAUUGAAGAAGUUGGUUCUGGCGCUGUGA
This is a messenger RNA of Penicillium nucicola, 1791 nucleotides long. Its product is annotated as S53 family peptidase. The coding region runs from base 1 to 1791 and encodes 596 amino acids. Lineage: Eukaryota; Fungi; Ascomycota; Eurotiomycetes; Eurotiales; Aspergillaceae. The record is from RefSeq and is a predicted model, not a curated record. The transcript is spliced from 5 exons. Gene Ontology annotation, biological process: proteolysis. Gene Ontology annotation, molecular function: serine-type endopeptidase activity; tripeptidyl-peptidase activity.